Molecule: messenger RNA, 3865 nt
Organism: Corythoichthys intestinalis (scribbled pipefish)
Lineage: Eukaryota; Metazoa; Chordata; Actinopteri; Syngnathiformes; Syngnathidae
Gene: nectin3b
Product: nectin cell adhesion molecule 3b
Exons: 8
Coding region: 125-1519 (464 amino acids)
Biological process (GO): heterophilic cell-cell adhesion; homophilic cell-cell adhesion
Cellular component (GO): apical junction complex; adherens junction
Source: RefSeq, a predicted model, not a curated record
GUACAGUCCGCAUGCACUCUGAGUUGUUGCUGAGGAGGUUCCACCGUGCACUCAGCGCACACCAUCAAAUUGGCAUACAGCCGUCGCGUCCUGUUGCAACUCAUUGACGCCUUGAUUAGUCAAAAUGACGCCGUUUUCCAACCCAAAUUACCUCGGCAAGUUCGCCUUGUUUCACCUUUUGUGUCAUAUUCCAGGAUUGUUAGGCAGUCAGGUGGUGGUGCCGUCCAGCGUGAGCGCCGUGCUGGGGAAAAACUUGACGUUAGAGUGCCGCGUGGAUGUGGCUACUAACCUCACUCUCACUCAGAGCUCUUGGGAACGGCGUUUACCUUCCAGCUCUGUCACCAUCGCCGUUUACAACCCGCGCUACGGCAUCUCCAUCUCUCCGGACUUCAUCCACCGUUUGUAUUUCCGCUCGCCCUCUUCCCACGAUGCCACCAUCGUACUGGAGAACGUGGGCUUUGCAGAUAUGGGCAUGUACACAUGUAAGGUGGCGACAUUUCCGCUCGGGAACACUCAAGCCUCCACGACUGUCAGUGUGCUUGUGGAGCCGAAGGUCUUCGUGUCGGCCGGCUCGAGGGCGCUUAUAGACGGCAGUAACGAAACGACGGUGGCUACCUGUAUCGCCGAACGCGCCCGCCCCCCCGCCGAGGUGUCGUGGGAAUCCAACCUUUUCGGGCAGUCGGAAGUGCAGCUUUUCGACGACGUCAACGGAACCACCACUACGCAAGUGCGCUACCUUUGGCAGCCCACCCGUCACAUCCAGGGUCACUCGCUCACCUGCGUUGUUCGCCACCCGGCUCUGCUCAAUGACUUCAGGGUGCCCUAUCAGCUCAAUGUGCAGUUUGCUCCGGAUAUCUCUGUGGUGGGAUACGAUGGCGACUGGUACGUGGGGCGGGACAAUGUCCAAAUGACGUGCAAAGCUAACGCGAACCCGCCAGCUCAUCACUUUAGAUGGAUCAGGUUAGAUAGCGAGAUGCCAGAUGGCGUGGAAAUCCUCAACAGCACGCUGCUUUUCCUCCGCCCUCUCCAGAGGAACGACUCCGGUGUUUACAGGUGCGAGGUCGCCAACGACAUCAACCUCCGCAGUCGGGACGUCCGCAUUCUCAUACAAGAACAGUCUCAGGCUGAAAGGUCAAACUCCAUCGCGGUGGCCGGGGCGGCGAUCGGCGCCGUUUUGGCUCUGUUCCUCAUCGCCGUCUUCGUCAUCGUCCUCGUCACGGCCCGCAAGGCCCCGCCGGCGGCCUUUUCGGACAAAGUGAUUGACCUUCCACCCACACACAAGCCACCUCCUCCCUACUCCGAGCGAGCCCCAAAUCUUCCCUCUGGUGUCCACGUGUCCCAGGUGGCUUGGCUGUCUCAGAGCCGCCAGGCCGAGCGCAGGUGCGAGGCCACCGAGAAACGGCGUACCCCGGCGGUCCCUGCACGACAGAGCCCCACGCGGCGGUCCCGUUUGGAGUGGGUUUGUCAUCAAAGCGGGUCGGAGCGGGUCUUCAUCAACCACCGUGAACACUAUGUGUGAUUUGAAGCCUCAUUUUAAAGGCUGAGCAGCCUUUGUUCAUUGAUGAAGAAACAUCCGGACGUAACUGAGGCCAAACGCACCUUCUCUUCGAGCAAGGGUGUCAAACUCACUAGUUUAUUUCUAGCCAAAUAAGUUAACUCAGUGGCUACCAUUGACUGCGCUCGACAGCUAAUCCAUUUUGACUGGGAUGGGCGAAUGAGCCCUUGCCCAACGUGCGUGUCAGUUAGAACAACCCGUUGUAGUUUUGACACACCUGUCUUAGAGGAGUUCACUCUUUGGCUGCUGUUGACGUCCAAUCCAUUUUGAUGGUCAAAAAGGAUGGGACGUCGUUUGCCGUCAAUCGCACUGAAACAUGAUCAUUCACUUUGACCUCAAAGAAACAAAAACCACAAUAAGCUAAUACUGUAUUUUUUUAUUUGCAUCUAGACAAUUUGCUGCAUUUCAUUUUUUAAAAAAAUUCUUAUACAGAAUAACCAAGUAGUGAUACAUGAUAAACCCUGAAAUCAAGUAUAAGUAGUAAAUACAUACUAAUAUAGUUCAGGCACAAGGAUCCACAGGGUUACAUUGAACAGUGUAUGACAAAAGUGAGUACACCCCUCGCGUUUCUGCAGAUAUUUAAGUAUAUCUUUUCAUGGGACAACACUGACAAAAUAACACUUUGACACAAUGAAAAGUUGUCUGUGUGCAGCUUAUAAAAUAGUUCAUUUAUUUUCCCCUCAAAAUAUAGCCAUUAAUAUCUUAACCCCUGGCAACAAAAGUGAGUACACCCUGAAGGAAUUCAGGCCUCCCGGCCAAGCCACACAGAAACGGUGUGACUGCUCCGCAAGCAAGUCAACCGGGAGGAUCCAAAAUUACGCGCGUUCCCCUCCUUUGAUAACCCUUUGUACUGACUCCAUGUUCCAAAAGUCUCAAUAAGGCUCACCGAAAACAGGUUGACAAUUUGUUCGUUGACAUUGGUCAAAAAACAAGACAAAACAGACGACGGAGGGACCCUGCUGGAUCCAAAACAAGGCUGGAUAGAAAUGUUUCCGAGCAGCGACCGUUUGUUAUCUUAGUGUCCAGUCUUUUUGAAGCUGCGGUGGAGUGGGCCGGGCCGAAGGUGUGGCUGGGUGUUGUCUUGGGAUCAUCCCUCUGUGGCCAGUUUUGGGCGGUUAGGUUCUUGCGUCAUCCUUCGUGGCUGGGAGGCGGUUGCCACAGCGACCGACGCCGGGUUUGACGUCCCAAGCGCCCGCUAUCAACUUGUUAUCCUGGCUGGGCGAGACGCUCCUUGUUUUAGGACUGAACGCCCUGCUCUUUGUCUUGGAGUGGCCGGGGGAAUUAAUUGCGUGAGUUGGUUCGUCAAUCUUGCUCGACGCGCACGUUGGGGUUCUGUGAUAAGAUGGCGUUGUGUAUCUAUUCUGCUUCUCUUCAUGAAACUAUGGUGCGCUAUUUAUUUUAUAUUAGGUGUGUUAGAGUAGUACAAACAGUCCUACAGUACAUAUGAGAAACGAUACUAUUCUCUGAUUGAUUAUAUUAAGUGUUAGAGUAAUGCAAACAGUUAUAUGGUGUGUGCGAGAAAGUUAACUAUUCCCUUCAACCCCUGAGAAACUACAUCCCUAAAUGUCCUAAUUGAGUACUGCCUUAGUGAAAGUUGUCAAUAUUAACAUGUCAACUGUCAAUAUUUUGUGUGGCCACCACUAUUAUCCAGAACUGCCUUUCCUCUCCCGGGCAUGGAGUUGACCAGAGCUUCACAGGUUGCCACUGGAAUGCUCUUCCACUCCUCCAUGACGACGUUGCGGAGCUGCCGGAUAUUUGAGACUUUGCGCUUGAGGAUCACCCAAAGAUGUUCUAUUUGGUUCAAGUCUGGAGACAUGCUUGGCCAGUCCAUCACCUUUACCCUCAGCCUCUUCAGUAACUACUUUUAAUUGUGUCAAAGCGUCAUUUUGUCAGUGUUGUCCCAUGAAAAGAUAUACUUCAAUAUCUGCAGAAAUGCGAGGGGUGUACUCACUUUUGUGAUACACUGUAGAUUCCAGGCACAUAUCAGGGCAACUAUUUACAUUGUUUUUUUUUUAUUUAUUUUUUUUUAUAUAUACUGUAUUUAGAAAAGUACUUGAAGAGUACUGCAAAAUAGUACUGGGCGAUAUUUAUCGCAAUUCACAAAACAUAUUGUAAUGUUUAUGGUGAAUGUAGGUUUGAAUUGUCUACAAAUAGUUGGUUUUUUGGAGUGUAUACCCACCGGAAAAUGUGAAAUAAACAACCAAGUUGAUCUUUCCUCUGCCUGUUUGUGGAUAUAUGUAACUCCAUGCAACGCCGGUUACAUAUAUGACUCGACUACACGUGUAGUUUUGUAGUUUUUGACAUUUUGCU